AUGAAUAAUUGUCAAGCUAGUGAACAGAAAGUACUCGCCAAUAGUGAGCACGAACAGCUGACGAAUGGAUCAAUAUGUGUCAAUCCAAAGAAAUAUAUUAUACAUUUCCUGCCUGGACAUACAUAUAUGCAAACAAUAACAUUAUUUAACAUGACUGAUUUGCCACAAGUCAUUAAAAUAAAACCUUUGGAAUGUAAAAUAUUCAAAUUCCCCUAUCUAACUACCGUGUCUAUUCUUCCCAAUAAAUCUUGGAAUUUACAGUUUACUUUCAUGACUUAUUUGAAUCAAGAGUUUAAAAGUUAUUUACAUUUAGAAAAUCCUACUGGACAAGGAGACUUGGCUAUAGAACUAAGGGCUAUUCCAAAAAUGGAUUUUUGUUUACCGAAGACCAUUGAUUUUGGAAACGUAAAUAUAGGAAUGAGCGUUACGAGGAAGUUGAGUUUGGCUCCUAAAUCAAAACCUUAUCAGUUUCGCAUAUUUAUCCCGAACGGUUUAGAGAGCUUAUGUGUAAAUCCAACUUGUGGUGAAGUAUUUUGUGAUUAUCCAACAAACGUCACAGUCGUUUACACGCCUCAAUCGUAUAUUACUUUGUGUAUUGAUUUAGUACUGUACCUCACGGGAUUUAAUCAAAAACCACAAGUUAUUACUUUGACGGCCGUUACAAAACCCAAGCCUUCCUGCAUCCCAAGUAUAAAAACGGAUAUAACAAUUAAAAAAAAAAACCAUUUGCAUUUAUUUCAUAAGACACGUCAUUCAGAUAAGACAGAAAAGGAUAUCAUGGUCUUUAACCGACUGACACUGAAUAAAAUGUUGAAGGCUAAACCCCUCGUUUUGGCCGACGACUCUUAUAAAUGGCUCAAUCCUCUUGGUGAGUUGGAUAAAAUGUAUCGAGAUACGUACAUACAGAAUUACAACGAUUUUAUGGUAAAUGUAAAACGUUUCAGAGAUGAACAUAAGAAAGAUUACUUUGAGGUAUCUCGAAAUGAACUAAACAGCAACGAAGAACAGCAAAAAUCUGUUUACGACAAGCGAAUAACUGAAUGGAACACUUAUAAGGCAAAAUUGUAUUCAUAUGAAGCCAUGUCCCUUGAUGAUAGAUUUGAACCAUUAGGACUUCGUGAAAGAAGCAUUCGAACAAAUCUUAUUGAUAUAAGUGAAUUCGAUUUUGAUCCAAUUCCCGAUGAUAACUGGUGUAUACGAUUUCAAAUAUACAACAAAUUCAUCAACGCAGUCAAAAUAGUUAUUGUCAAAAAUCGUUUAGAAAAGAGACUAAAUCUUUUCAAAACAUUAAUAGCUAAUGACAUAAUAAAUAUGUUGUGA
Metopolophium dirhodum (rose-grain aphid) is the source of this 1320-nucleotide messenger RNA. RefSeq lists its product as uncharacterized. The record is from RefSeq and is a predicted model, not a curated record. The transcript has 9 exons. Lineage: Eukaryota; Metazoa; Arthropoda; Insecta; Hemiptera; Aphididae. The coding region runs from base 1 to 1320 and encodes 439 amino acids. Gene Ontology annotation, biological process: cilium movement; cilium assembly. Gene Ontology annotation, cellular component: cilium.